AUGGCUUUGUUACUGGAGCUUGCAGCAAAUAAAUAUACAAAGAUGAACUUCAUGAACAAUGGGACCUGUAAUGCGAUUGUACUUUCAUGGAUUAUGAAUACAGUAAGUGAAAAUUUACUCAGUGGAAUUGUCUAUGCUACUAGUGCUUAUGCAGUCUGUGAGGAUCUUAAGGAACGAUUUGAUAAGGUGAAUCGUAUGUGUAAUUACCAAUUAUAUCGCGAGAUUAACAUGCUUUCUCAAGGUACUGAUUCUGGUUCAGUUUAUUUUACAAAGAUGAAAAGCUUAUGGAGUGAGUAUGAUGUUUUAGUCCCAAAUACUAGUUGUGGUUGCCCUAAAUCUAAGGACUAUGUAGAUCAUCUUUAUGAAUUGAGAUUGCUCCAAUUUUUUAGUGGAUUGAAUGAGUUAUAUGACCAGGAUUGCAAGCAAAUCCUGUUAAAGAGAGACAUUUCUACUAUUAACGAAGCAUAUGCCAUGAUUAUAGAGGAUAAAAUUCAACAUUCAUCUUAUAUGAUUACUGUGCAUGAGAAACUAGAACCACUAGCUAUGCAAGUGCAUCGAAAUAACAAUUUGGAUAAGGGAACUCGAAUUAUAGAGGAAGGAGAUAUGAAUAUUGUCCCCUCACAGUUAUUCUCAAAGCUGGGUUAUGGAUUUAGGAGCCACACAUCAUGUGAUACAACAAGGCAUAUGCCUAAGGAUGGCAAAGGUUCAUGUCAGUAUCACCAUGACAAGUCGCAUUUACCCAAUGGAGCUACAGUAGGUAUAUCACAAACUGUAGAAGACUAUAUUUCUGGAGAUGAGCUGAUUAAAGAUGUUUCAUUUGUGCUAGAAUUCAAGCUUAACCUGCUCUCUGUAGCUAAAGUAACCAAGGAAUUGUCUUGCUUUAUUUAUUUUUAUCCCAAUUUUUGUGUGUUUCGGGACCUCUUGAGUGGCAAGGUAAAGGAAAUUGGUAGACAAGAAGGUGGACUUAAUAUCUUCAAGAAUAACUGGAAGAAAAAACUUAACAACGCAGUGAACAUGCAUGAUAAGAUUACUGCAGAAGUUGUUGCUCACAGCAGCACUCUCUGGCACUAG
This is a messenger RNA of Capsicum annuum, 1071 nucleotides long. RefSeq lists its product as uncharacterized. The transcript has 2 exons. Lineage: Eukaryota; Viridiplantae; Streptophyta; Magnoliopsida; Solanales; Solanaceae. The coding region runs from base 1 to 1071 and encodes 356 amino acids. The record is from RefSeq and is a predicted model, not a curated record.